Gymnodraco acuticeps is the source of this 3245-nucleotide messenger RNA. RefSeq lists its product as uncharacterized. Lineage: Eukaryota; Metazoa; Chordata; Actinopteri; Perciformes; Bathydraconidae. Gene Ontology annotation, molecular function: catalytic activity. The record is from RefSeq and is a predicted model, not a curated record. The transcript has 11 exons. Bases 216 to 2465 code for a protein of 749 amino acids.
UUAUUUUAUUAGAUGCACAGGAAAUGAAAAAGAGAUGAGUUUCUUCUUCUUUUUUUAAGGUGUUGUUCAACAUGAUAUCGUGUGCAGGUGGGGGGAUUUUAGGGAAUGCAUAUUUGUUGUUGUCAGAAACGAAAUUGAAACAGUUCAGAAUGAACAAAUAGGAGGAGAGACCGAGAGACAGAUCACUCAGAGGAUCGCGAGGAGAGAGAGACAAGAUGUCCAGCAUGCAGGUUUGCCACUGCGGAUGGUCCAACGUCACCACCUACCAUGGUCUGAGGAUUCACCAGGGGAAGAUGGGAUGCACACAGAGGGGAAUGAGUAUCCCUGAGAGGGAACAAAUCAGAUUACCAAAUUACAUUACAUCUUCCGACAUUGGAUCCAAUAGCUGGAUUACUCCAGUCCGGAAGGAGAUAACCAACACAUCAGACAAGAGCAUGCAGAUGUGCGACUGCGGAUGGUCCAAAGUCACCACCUACCAUGGUCUGAGGAUUCACCAGGGGAUGAUGGGAUGCACACCGAGGGGAAUGGAAAUCCCUGAGAGGGAACAAAUCAGAUUUCCAAAUGACAUUACAUCUUCCGACAUUGGAUCCAAUAGCUGGAUUACUCCAGUCUGGAAGGAGAUAACCAACACAUCAGACAAGAGCAUGCAGAUGUGCGACUGCGGAUGGUCCAACGUCACCACCUACCAUGGUCUGAGGACUCACCAGGGGAUGAUGGGAUGCGCACAGAGGGGAAUGAGUAUCCCUGAGAGGGAACAAAUCAGAUUUCCAAAUUACAUUACAUCUUCCAACAUUGGAUCCAAUAGCUGGAUUACUCUAGUCCAGAAGGAGAUAACCAACACAUCAGACAAGAGCAUGCAGAUGUGCUACUGCGGAUGGUCCAACGUCACCACCUACCAGGGUCUGAGGACUCACCAGGGGAUGAUGGGAUGCACACCGAGGGGAAUGGAAACCCCUGAGAGUGAACAAUUUAGAUUUACAGGUUACAAGUAUACAAAUGCUGACAGUGGACCUUCAAUCAAAAUAGACAACACUUUGACUCCCCCCUACCACAGCAAAACUCAUCAAAACACCAACAACGUUCGUAGAGCGCUCGAUUUCUCCACCGGUGCACAGCAGCUACAACAGGUGGAGCAGUACUGGGAACUUCCAACAACUUCCAACAACCACAGCUCAAGGCCCACUGCCUUCCAAUUAAAGGAGAUGGAGAAGGAGAUGGAGGCUCAAAAAUCACAAGAGAUGAGGCAAGACAUGAUAAGGGCUGAUUUACAGCAGAAAAUGCAGACAAGAGAACAGAAGAUUUCUGAAGUCACAUCAUCUGUAAAAGCCUGCAUGGGCGGCUUGGAUGCCGAAUGUCUGGAGAUCAACAGCGUUUUCUCAGAGGUGAUGAAAGUGGUGGAGGACUCUUGGCAGGAGGCCCUUCAACCUCUGGAGGAGAGGAGACAGAGAGUGAGUAGAGAAGGAAAAGAUCAGGUCAAGAAGCUGCAGAAGGAAAUUGACAAAAUCUUUCAGACCAUUGAUGAGUGGGAAGAAAAUGGCGACUGGCAGGGUCUUCCUAAAACAGGCCUGGAUGAUUCUCGAGAUUGGAAACAUUUAACUGUUGACACUUCAUUCUCCUUUGGGUCACUGAGAGCUACAACAUCGAGCAUGAUGGAAAAAAUUCACCAGGAACUUGAAAAACUCUCUUCUGUUGAACCCAAGAUGAGUCGCACGCCCACACUACGCCAUUACAACAAACAACACGUGAAUCUGACCAAUCUCCUUCCAAUCCCCCGGUCCACACAACCCCCCCCAAUGCAACGUCACCUCAGAGCAGCCCUGCUCAACACACGCUCCAUCAACAAUAAAAGCAACAUUCUAAAUAAAUUCAUUAAAGACAAUAACCUGGACUUUCUGUAUCUGACCGAAACGUGGCAAAAACCCCAGGAUUUUUUUCUUUUAAAUGAAAUCACCCCAGCAGGAUUCACAUACAUUGACAAACCUCGCCCACUAAGGGGUGGUGGUAUAGCUGCUAUUAUCAGAAAGGAAAUAAAAACUAUCAGAAUCCCCAUCCCUGAUGUUUCUUCAUUUGAACACCUGAUCUUUAAACUCUCUGGUCCCACUCCCCUGGUCACAGCCAUCAUCUACCGUACCCCGAAGUCAAACCCCUCCUUUCUCUCCGACCUCUCUGUCAUUCUCACUCAGCUUUCUGCCAUAUCCCCAUCUGUUCUCCUCUUAGGUGAUUUUAACAUUCAUGUUGACGACCCGACCUGCAAAUAUGCCUCUGAAUUUAAGAAAACCCUUCACCUCUUCCACUUCUCUCAACACAUCAACUUCCCAACGCACUGCGGUGGUCACACCCUGGACUUGGUCUGCUCCACUGGUCUCACCAUCCAUCAUCUGUCCAGCCUCAAUCUCCACAUCUCUGAUCACCUGGCCAUCAUCAUGGACAUCAACAUCCCCAUCCCAGAGCAUGCACUGUUCUGAGUGAAACAGUCUCUCCUUUAUAGGAGGACAUCAAAGCUUAGUUACAUUACAAACAACAUUUGGUUAGGCCAGCUGAGACCCCCUGGCACUGUAUGCAAAACUCACACCAUUUUACGGCCAUCAAGCACUGGAAUACUCUUCCAGUUGAACUUAAAACCUGUACUGAUUUUAACUCGUUUUCCUAUGGUGCAAAAAAAAUGAUAUUAAGCCAUGCCAACAUUAAUUACACUGUAAUCUGAGUUUUUUUUAUUUUAACUGUAUUGUCAUCAGUGUUGGGUGUAACGCGUUACUUUGUAACGUUACGUCAAUUUGCCGCAACGUUACUUUUCCCAGGGAGAGUGACAGUGACACUGCCUACUCAGCUGCGUGCUUACGCAUUAGGCACGAGCUCUCAUUCCACAAUGUACAUGAUAGAGGCUGGCCGCUGGUGGUGGCAUGAAGACUGAAGAGCAGUGAUGGCAAGCGAGAAGCAGGCGCAGCCAACGCUAACAUUCGAGGGAUGGAGGUAUUCCCAUUACUUAAAACUUGUUGAAACUAAGGGGAAAAUGUGAGUGUACGUUGUGCCCUGGCCAGAAACUUUUGUCCACUGCCGUUAACUUAACUGCCAACCUCACCAAGCAUUUGAAAGGAAAACAUGCUGUCACAUGGCAAUGUAUUUUAAUUAUUCAUUAUUGCAUGGUUUUAGUGUGUGUUUUAUACCUUUUUUAUUGUGUGAUUUUACUCUGAAAUGUGUUUGCCUUUUUAAAAUGAGACCAAAAAAUGAUGAUGUGGAACCAGAUG